CCCACUCAGAAAGCCUCUGUUAGCUUGAUGUGCUCUCUGGUGUCCUCAAUUCACCAAUUUAAUCGAACUUUACCUGUUUCAUGUGCUGACUUUUGCAUUUUUCUAGAGCCUCUGUGCUUUAAAUUCACGUCAAGAUUCUCAGGACAGCGACGUUUUUCCCGCACCUCUUUGGAGCAACAGUCAAAUUAAGCCAUGCGUCUGCCUUCACCUAUGCUGCUGCUCCUCGCCCUGCUCCUGUGGGGUCCCUCAUCGUGGGCGGGGAAAGUCAUCGUGGUCCCUCCCAUCAUGUUUGAGUCGCACCUGUACAUAUUCAAGACUUUAGCCACGGCUCUGCACCAGGAGGGCCACGAGACCCACUUCCUGGUAUCAGAGGGUCGAGAGAUCCCACCUUCUCCUCACUACCAUUUACAGCGCUACCCAGGGAUUUUUAACAGCAGCACUGCAGACUCUUUCCUCCAGUCCAAAGUCAACAACAUCUUCUCAGGCCGCUUGACUUUCCUGGAGCUCUUUGACAUCCUGGAUCACUACUCUCAGAACUGUGACGCGGUGGUGGGCAGCGUGGAGGUCAUGACACGCCUCAAAGAAGCCCAGUUUGACCUCCUGCUGGUGGACCCCAAUGAAAUGUGCGGGUUUGUGAUUGCACACAUUCUGGGCGUGCAGUAUGCUGUGUUUGGGACAGGCCUGUGGUAUCCAGCUGAAGCGGGCGCCCCAGCUCCUCUCUCCUAUGUCCCAGAAUUCAACUCUCUGCUGACAGACCGCAUGACACUACUGGAGCGCAUCGCCAACACAGCCGUUUACCUCGUACAGCGAAUCGGGGUGCAGUACAUAGCUCUUCCAAAGUACGACCGCAUCAUGCAGAAAUACGGCGUGCAGCCUCAGGUUGCCAUGAGCGACCUGGUGCAGGGCAGUCGCCUGUGGAUGCUGUGCACUGACCUGGCUCUGGAGUUCCCCCGGCCCACUCUCCCUCAUGUGGUCUACAUCGGGGGCAUCCUCACCAAGCCCCCCAGCCCCCUGCCCGAGGAUUUUGAGGCCUGGGUGAAUGACACAGCGGAGCACGGCUUUGUGGUGGUGUCCUUUGGAGCUGGGGUGAAGUACCUUUCCCAUGACAUCGCACACAAACUGGCUGGAGCUCUGGCCCGACUGCCCCAGCGCGUCGUCUGGAGAUUCUCUGGAGUUCCACCUCGUAACCUUGGCAACAACACCAAGCUGGUGGACUGGAUGCCUCAGAAUGACCUUUUAGGCCAUGCCAACACCAGAGCGUUCCUGAGUCACGGUGGUCUCAACAGUAUUUACGAGGCCAUGUACCACGGGGUCCCUGUAGUGGGGGUCCCUCUGUUUGGAGACCACUACGACACCAUGACGCGAGUAGCUGCUAAAGGAAUGGGCAUCAUGCUGCACUGGAAAUCAAUGAGUGAAGACGACCUGUACACCGCUCUCACAAGUGUCAUUAAAGACUCCAAGUACCGCGAGCAGGCGCACCUCCUCUCCACCAUUCACAAGGACCAGCCAGGUCACCCUGUCACCCGGGCUGUUUACUGGAUCUGCUACAUCCUGCGUCACAAUGGGGCCAGUCACCUGCGCGCUGCUGUAUAUGACGUGUCCGUGUACCAGUACUUCCUCUUAGACGUGGUCUUCACUGUGGCCGCCGCGGGGACACUGCUCGUCUUUGCACUGUCUCGAAUAAGCCGAGUCCUGAGGGGCAAAACCACACACGUGAAGAGGAGAGGAGCUGCUACCAGUGGAGAGGGGAGUCAGAUGAAUGGACACUGCCACAGUGAAACGCUGGUCAACGGCAAACACAAACGUAAUGGUUCCAUAAAAAGUGAAAAGAAGAGCAAUUAAUACUUCAGUCGGCCACAAGGAGCAGGAGGACGUGGCCCAAAGACACUGCUCUAGCGUCGCUUUAAUGGUUUGCAAAAAGUUUGAAGACAAAGCUGCAGUUCAAAGUUCUGCGUCAAAAGGCCUCCUCCUAAAUGUUAUCGUGUAGGACGCAGUGCAUUGUGAGGUCUGUGUGGAUGUGUGAGUGAGACAAAAUAAACCUUAACAGCAGCAGCUAAAGCUCCACAAAACUAAUUAGGAAAGUUGCUGAGGACACAACACAUGGGAGAAAAGAGUGUGUGCACUUUCUCUCUGACAGCUUCCCUGAUGUCUUCUUGUUCCCUCACAGCGGAGGCAAGUUCAGAGCGCCAAUCUUCUACCCUCACAAGUAUAACUGGAAUCCUUAGAAUUUUUAACUUAAACACUGUUUCAGAUCAGUAGAUGGCACACUGUAAAUAAAGGUGAAAUCUAUUUAUUUCUGUACAAAUGCAUUUUAAUGUUAAGUCUUUCUAACCUAUGCUUUAAAAGAAUAAUUUAUUUUGUUUUUCUCAGAUGUAAUGGCAGUACACUCCCAUCUCUGAGCUCAGAUUAGCAUCGCUGUGUUCUGUUACAGGACACACAGAUCCACAGUAUUCAUGGUGGUCCUCAUUUCAGUUUGAAUUGUCUUGUAAUGAAGAAAUGUUUUUCACACAGUAGUGCCAACCAGUGACUGCUUUCUAGUCACAAAAACAGGUCUGGCCUCUUACUGUGGUUAUUGUUGCAUUCUUUUGUGUUUAUCAGUUAAUCGAAAGCAUUAUCUACCACGGAUACUGUGGACUGUUACAACCAUAGACUGUACGAAAGAAGAUAGACACGGUCUGUGGUUACAACCAAAACAAAAUGGCCUUGAAACUAAAGCCAUUUAAUAUCCACUCAGUAACACUCUUAUUUUUUUAAUUAGUGCGUCAUUAGAUUGCCAUUAUCUUGUUUUUUUGUUUUAUUUCAAGUGUUAAUUUAAACUGAGGUAAGACUUGUUGGAGUAAAUACUUUUGAGAGUAAAUUAUUUCAGAUUAGAAUGAGGGUGUAAAAUAGUUCAUAAAAUGUUUCACAUAAAAUGUCUUUUGUAAUGGGAAUGAUUCUUGAUGUAAAAGCAGUAAUUUUAGAACAAAUAGACAUACAUGAAUAGUUUGUACACACAGUUUAAAGCUUGUUUCCGUAGCUUCUUUCGUCUCCUUUGCUGCCAGCGUUAAGAUGCCAUGUCUUAAUUCUUAAUGCAGAUCAAGCAGAGGUGGCAAGCACAGCAAAGACGCGCUCCAAUCUCUCGCCAAAUGUACCUCAGUGGCUGAAAAGAGAUUAUCCAACACUUGAGCGUGCAUGGCCACCCAAACACACACACGCACUCUACACCCACAGGUUCAGCUUUUCAUUCUCUGUGAGCUGUCAAAAUGGCUGAGAAUAACCUAACCCAGCUGACACUAAAAGGACUUCACUGCAUACUUGAAUUUUCACCUCAACAUCCUCAAAGACAGCUGGGAAUCAGAGGUUUUUUACAUCAGUCACUUAAGCUAUGAACAGAGUCUCGAUGAAGCAGGUUUUUCUCAGUAUUCACUGUGAGCUUGUCUUGUAUUUUGUUAUCUUUCAUUCAUUUUGUCAACCUUCUUUUACAUUUUGUGUAUUAAGUUGACACAUUUGUUUCCCUUUAGUUCUUUUGUCCUUGUAGUUUUUAAACUUGAUAGCUUUAUUUGCCUUUUUUAGAUUUUUAUUUCUAGGUUAUAAAAUUCCCUAAAUUGAUUGUUGUAAGAGUCCCAUGUUGUACAUAGAACAGUGUAAAAAAAAAACUAAUACUGCAUUAAAAAAAAACGUUUGCAGA
Boleophthalmus pectinirostris (great blue-spotted mudskipper) is the source of this 3667-nucleotide messenger RNA. It is a transcript of the gene ugt8, whose product is annotated as UDP glycosyltransferase 8. The coding region runs from base 193 to 1842 and encodes 549 amino acids. The transcript has 6 exons. The record is from RefSeq and is a predicted model, not a curated record. Lineage: Eukaryota; Metazoa; Chordata; Actinopteri; Gobiiformes; Gobiidae. Gene Ontology annotation, molecular function: UDP-glycosyltransferase activity.